Messenger RNA from Topomyia yanbarensis, 2184 nucleotides. RefSeq lists its product as uncharacterized. The coding region runs from base 1 to 2184 and encodes 727 amino acids. Gene Ontology annotation, biological process: DNA integration. The record is from RefSeq and is a predicted model, not a curated record. Lineage: Eukaryota; Metazoa; Arthropoda; Insecta; Diptera; Culicidae. The transcript is spliced from 2 exons. Gene Ontology annotation, molecular function: nucleic acid binding.
AUGAAACUUCAUGGUGCAAAAUAUUUCUCAAAGCUAGAUUUGAGUAAUGCAUUCUACCACCUUGAACUCAGUCCGGAGUCACGAGACCUGACAACGUUUCUUUCGGAAUGCGGCAUGUUCCGGUUUAAGCGCCUCAUGUUCGGCGUCAACUGUGCGCCCGAAGUGUUCCAGCGGGAAAUGACGCAAAUUUUGAAAGAUGUGGAAAAUGUCAUUGUGUACAUCGAUGACAUUCUCAUAUUUGCACGCAGCUUAGAAGAACUGAGGAAAACGGUAGCCACAGUACUGCAAAUCCUGAGGAAGCACAACCUGACAUUGAACCCCAGUAAAUGCGAAUUCGACAAGACCCACAUUAGGUUCAUUGGACACGAGCUUGACGAACAUGGGUUCCACGUCGACAGAGAAAAAGUAAAGAGCAUUGAGAGAAAAAGACAAGACGAUUCUGUAUACCGACGCUUCGCCAAAUGCGUUGGGGCCGUACUGGUUCAGGAGGAUAGUGACGGGAAUUCUCGAAUCAUUAGUUUCGCAUCAAAAGCUUUGACUUCGACGGAAAAACGAUAUGCCCAAAAUCAGCGGGAAGCGCUAGGGGCCGUGUGGGGAGUCGAGCAUUUCUCGUACUUCUUGCUCGGUCGCCACUUCCUAUUACGCACAGACGCCCAGGGAGUCUCGUUUAUACUUAAUCGUUCCCGCGAGAAUUCGAAACGAGCGUUGACUAGAGCGGAUGGCUGGGCCCUACGCCUGAGCCCCUAUAGCUAUGAUGUAGAGUAUAUCCGCGGUCGCGACAACAUUGCGGACCCCUCGUCUCGACUCUACAUUGCGAAUGAUGAACCAUUCGAUGAAACCUUCACUCCGUGGGAAAUAGCUAGCAUAGAAUCUAAUUGCUUUGAGUUCCUGACACAAGCUGAAGUACAAGAAGCCACAGCAAACGACGAGGACCUCCAGCAAGUUAUAGUGGCACUCAAAACAGGUAGCUGGCCCAAGUCCCUUCGUAAGUACGAGUUGGUGGCUGAAGAUUUAUCUGUUUCAAACGGCGUUUUGAUCAAAAGAGGCUGUGCGGUUAUCCCAAGAUCCCUCCAAAAGAAAGCUUUAAAUGUCGCGCACAGUGGUCAUCCUAUGGCCGCAAAAAUGAAAAGCAUUUUGCGCGAAAGGGUGUGGUGGCCUGGUAUUACAAUCGAUACCGAAGAGUGGGUUGGAGCAUGUCAGGCAUGCGCUACUACCGGCAGACCUGAAAAACCUACACCUAUGAAACGCUCGUUUGCGCCUAAAACUGCAUGGGACACGAUCGCGAUAGAUUUUAACGGUCCGUACGCAAAAUUGGGCGGUAUUUUAAUUCUCGUAGUGGUAGACUACAGGUCUCGUUACCUGAUAGCUCGUCCGAUCAAGUGCACUAGUUUCGAGCACACGAAGAGAGUCCUGGAAAAUAUUUUCAAGCGCGAAGGAUACCCCCAAAACAUCAAAUCGGACAACGGUCCCCCGUUCAACAGCGAAGACUACAAAACUUAUUGUAGAGAACGUGGAAUAAAUGUCAUCUUUACUACUCCGCUUUUCCCUCAACAAAAUGGCCUUGUUGAGGGGUAUAUGAAACUCGUCAAUAAGGCCAUGGCAACAGCUCUAUCGACUGGAACUAAUUACAGGGAAGAACUCCAAGCUGCAGUAGAUGCGCACAAUGCGGCGGCCCAUACCGUAACCAGAAUACCCCCUGAAGAGAUUAUGAUGGGUCGUAAAAUAAGACGUCGAUUGCCGCUGCUGGUCAGAGGAGACUCAGAUCAUGAUAACGGUCUUGUCGACAUCAGAGAUCGUCAAGCUAAAUUGCGAGCAAAGCAGUAUGAAGACGCUCGCCGAGGAGCUAGGGAGAGUCGCGUAAAAUCAGGGGAUGUUGUCAUCACCGAACGAACAGUACGAACGAAAGGUGACACGAGGUUCGAUCCGACAAAGUUUACCGUGGUUGAAGAAAACAAUGGUAACCUGGUUUUAUGCGAUAGUGAUGGGAGAACUUUGCGCCGACACAUAACUCAAACUCGGAAAGUUAACGAAUGGAGGGAUUGUAAAACUGAUGCUGUAAGCGAUAAUGAUGGAGGAGAAACAACGCGACGUUCUUCGAAUCGGGAUCGGAAGCCUCCUGCUUAUUUGGACAGUUACAUACGAGUUUGUCAGCAAGAAGAUUCAGAUCGUCACAGUUCUAAAUAA